AUGGAUCCGGGAUGGGAUGAUGUGUCGAAUUUGUUGGGUGAACUGAGUGACAGUAGUGAAAGUGAAGAGGAGAAAUCAGUGGUGGAGGCUGAAAAUGAUUCGAAACAAGAAAUCGUUAAAAUCGCUGAUGUAUCGCAUACGAACAACCGAAACUUACCCUCUCAAGCUGAUGAUAAUACAAGAAAAAGGACAGCCGGAAGUGGAGAUACUCCGCAGCCGUCCACAUCAACGAAACGUGCGAAACUGGACGAAUCAUUAGCAAUGUCACAUGCAUCCGAAAUACUAGACGAUCCUUUGUUCGGAUUGGUCAGAUAG
This is a messenger RNA of Anisakis simplex (herring worm), 315 nucleotides long. The record is from the annotation of a GenBank genome assembly. NCBI's taxonomy places the organism in Eukaryota, Metazoa, Nematoda, Chromadorea, Rhabditida, Anisakidae.